UUAUCGAGUGAGCUCCAAACCUCCUUCAGGAAUUACCGGUUUUCCCUUCAUAUCAAGUAACAUUAUCGCCUUUCACCUGUCUAUAGAGGAGAGAAUCCUAUUAGGAACCCCAUGCUUUCGAUACCCACGCCGAGCCCAUGCCCAUAGACAUCCCUAUAGGCCUAUAUAUUCAAGUUUCAGAAUGGCUGGUGUACUGACGGUGGUAGCAGAAGAGAUGGGGAGAGCCUUUGAAAUGGUGUGGAGUGGGGUGGGAGUGGCCAUUCGCCUUAACAACAAGCUGAUGACCACAGUGUUCAGGGCUGCAACUCGAAUUGUACAACUACUCUUGCUGCUUGUGAACAAAGCUGCAGAUCUGCUCUCUCUCCUGAUGACAGACUUACUCUUCUUCCUGAGUGACAUAGGGAAUGCAGUCCUCACUAUGGGUGUAGCAGUACACACAGGGGCCUUGACAGUGGUUAACUUUGUCUAUGGUACCUUCAUGUGCAUUGUAUCUGCAGUGAUGUACUCCUGUCAUCUUGUCCACACACUCUACUGUUCUAUUCUCUCAUGGAUAGUCCUUGCCUUUGGACAGCUGGGCAAUGCUCUUAACAUUGUUAAGCACUUUUUUGUCCUGUUUGGCUCAUCAGUCAUAUUCCUCAUCAGCCUCAUACCAAAUUUGAUAUAUUUAACAUUCACAGGGCUGAUUCACCUGUGUUCUUGUGCUUAUCUUGCAUGUAGCCAGAAAGUGUACAAUGCUUGGCUAACAGCAUGCUAUAUAGGGGAUACAUGCAUCUCUAGCAUAGUGAAUUUUCUAUGUGACAUUCCUGUAGAAGCAGUUAUUGGUGCUGCAGUUGGGUCUGCAGUCUUAGUUGGACUCAAAUAUGUCCUAGUUUAUAUGAUGGAUAAUUUGAUUCUGAUCCCUGACAUGCCUCUGCCUUCCCUUCUCGUCAUCAUGAGGCGGAGAUUCUUCAGAUGGUACACAGCAAUAGUACAAAGAGCUCACCUAGUACCACCAAUGGAGGAUGACACAGAGGAGGAAGAACUAGAUGACACCAGUGAUGAAAAUGGCAAUGAUAAUAAUGAUAAUGUACCUGACCUGAAUCUACCUCAGAAUCAGAUGUUCAUAAAUCAGAUGCAGAUUCCCCAUCCACAAGUGAAUGUAGCAGGAGGUUCGCAAAAUGCCCAAAUAAACAGAGCAGGUGGAUCACACAAUCCACCUCCACCAGUGGCAGCACCAAUCAUUCCUGAUGGACUGGCUAGAAGGCCACUCACAAGGCAGCGAUAUCGUCUUCAGCAGGAAGAGGAGGAGGAGGAAGAGCAGGAAGUGGCUCCCAUGCCAGAAGUUGCACAUGCUGAAGUCAAAAGGGAAGGAAGAGAAGCAGUAGCAAAUGAAAAUGGCCAGGCCUACCAGCUCUAUAGGGAACUAGAGCAGGAACGUGAAGGUCGUUUGUGCAUAGUGUGCCAAGAUCAACCAAAGUGUGUGAUUCUGCUUCCUUGCCGCCACUUGUGUCUGUGCGAUGCUUGCCGUUCAGCUAUUAUCACAAGAGACAAUAUCUGUCCUGUAUGUCGUAGACCAAUUAUGCAAACACUUAGGGUUUACGUCUGACAGUAGAAAUGUAUUUUUAUUUUAUUAUAAGAAUUUGAUAGAAAAGGAAAAAUGUUAAGAUCAGUGAAAGAAGUUGCAGUGUAGUGAAGAUAUUAUUAUUACAAACUUGAGUAUACAUGGCACUGAUUUCUUAAAAGCACUAAUCAAUUGUGCUUUGACUAUUGAAACACCUGAGCAAGUACAGCAAAUGUAUAUUGCUAAAUGUGUCGAACCAAGGUUUUAUAGCCAUUGAAGUCAAGGGGCUGUACAAGGCAUAGUCAAAACUCUUAAUGUGGCCCUAGAUUAGAGGGAGUUUUGAAGCUUCUUUCACAGCGUGACUUAUCUGUGACUGUCCAUACGUUUAGGGUGCCAUGUUAUACAGCAGUGUUGUUUUUUCUCCCUUUGGAAGAACACUAUUUGUUUGUGAAAGAUGUAUUUUGUGUAUGAUUUUGUACCUGGUGAUAUGAAAGUUUUUUUGUUUUUUCUCUCUUCUUUUCUUUGGAAAAAUAGAUGCGCUUUCUAUGGUCUUUCUUUGUUAUAAUUCUAUUCACAGUUCAGUACUUGAAGUUCUAAAAAAAGUAUAUCAGAAUAGUUUUUAAAAGUGUCAGUUACAGAUUAUAGAUACAAGAUAAGUAUUUUAUUUUAUUUUAUUUUUAUUUUAUUUUAUUUUAUUUUAUUUUUUUAUUUAUUAUUAUUUUUUUUUUUACAGGCUAUAGGAAGUAAAAAUUCAGAAAAAUGUUCAAAUAUUAUUUAUGGAAUGCAUACUAAGUUUGGCAAGUAUGCACAGAUGACGUCAUAAAUUUGUGCCAAAAACUUCCCACCGGUCUUGUCAAUAAGAUCAUUAGUUCUUAACUGCUCUGAAAGUUAUAAGUUUAGAUCAUUAAAUCAAUUUGUUUUUGUCAGUUUUCCAAAGCUGUCUUUGAAAAUAAUGAUAGAGUAUUCCUGUGUUCUAUUCUAAGGAUUUGUUGCACUGUAUUUUGUAUUUUGUUUUUUCCAUGGCUUCUAAAAGAAGAAUUAAGUAUUGUACAUUAUAGUUUUAUUUAUUUAUUUAUUUUAUUUAUUUAUUUUUUUUUAGCAUGCAGAAAAAAUAAGCUGAAAACAUAAAAUUUAAUAAACAUUAUUAUUUUUUUUAUAAUGAACUCUUAGAAUAGAUUGCAGAGAAAGAGAGAGAAAAUUGUAUACCAGGUAUCUUAGAGGAUUUUUUUUUUUAUUAUUAUUUUUCACCGUCACCGCUUCACUGUGCAUUAGGGAAUACCAUUCAUACUGUCCUUGUACCUGACUCGCUUUUUUUUUGUUUCCCAGUUGUUUUGUGUAAAUCUCUUUUUAUUUCCAAAGCUUUAUUUAACUUUGAUUAUCUCUGUCAGAAAACUGUGCAAUUAGGUUACAUAAUGUGAUAAAAAAAACAUAAGAAAAAUUAUUAUUUUUAUUUUUAAGGUAUAUUCUGGCUCUUUUUUUUUUGAAACUGUCGUUACAAUUUGUAUUACAUUUUUAGAUACCUUGUGAAGGAAUUUUUUGGUUCUUUUUGUAAUCAGUUACUGGGCCUAAUUUUUCCUAUAUAUAUAUAUUUGAUUUUUUAGGUAUUAUAUAUUUGUAUCUUCCAUACUCAUAAAAUUAUGCUAGUAAUUAACAGUGCAAUUUGGCCAUUUUUGUUUUGUUUUCAUGCAUCAGCUAUUGAUGAAGGUCUCUCUCUCUCUCCUCCCUCUUCUCGCUAUCUCUCUUUCAUACUCUCAUUCUUUCUUUUGUUUUAAUCCCUUCAUUUAUCUUACAUGUGAUGGAUUCCAGACCUUCAACCAUUCCUUUAACUUACAAACCAGACAUGUUCCUCUUGCAACAAGAAGUUCAAGGUACCAACAGUAUAGUAUUUUUAACCUGUGGCAAUUUUACACACCAGGAGUGAUGAUGUGCAUUUUGUCCCAUCCCUGUCGUAAGUUCUUGUCAGUGUUACAUCCUCUGAUUGCUCUUCAGAAUUUUAGUAUUGCUGCUGUUAUAAUCAUUAUUGUUAUUAUUUUCCUUAUAUAGCCAAGCCAAGAUUUUAUCCCUGUUUAUUUCUGCAUUGUAGCAACAUGUUCAUUUUCUUUGAAACUCUAGUAAAUUUUUGAAGGAAACUAAGUGAAUAUAAGAAUCAUAUUUUAUUUUGUUUAUUUAUUUAUUCAUUUUAGAGGAUUAUUAAUAUUUUGACUUACAAGUGUCAUCAAUAUUAUCUUUAAUAUUACUAUUAGGAUUCUGAGGUUAUUUGAAUGAUUAGUUCUAAUGGUUUGUGAAUACAGUUAUUUUUUAUACUGAGGCCAUGGUAGUUUUAUAAUUGUUACUUUCUUAAUUAGACUAUUUUCAUGAUUCAGUGAUAUGUGUACUUAAGAAUUGUUUGCAUUUCAAUAUACUUUUCAUAGUUAAUGUUGAUAGCCAGAGCUAUGCAACACAGUCAAAGUGUAAGAAACCAAGCUCUCACAGAAGCUCCUCUCUGAAGCAGAGUUCCACCACAUUCUCUAGAUCUCUCUCAUUCAUUCAUUCAUUUUCUCUCUUACCUAUUCAUUCAUCCAUUCUCUCUUGAUCAUUUGUUCAUUCACACACACUCUUUGUCCCAUUUUAAGUGUUUUCAUGCAUUCAUCCAUUCAUCAGUUUGCCCUCUUUCCAUCUGUUUGGCUGAACCAGAGGCAUUAUUAAAAGACUUGUAAACUGCUUGGUCAAUAAAAUAUUCCUACACAGCCUCAUAAUAAUCCACUCUAGACUUUUUUUCUGCUCCUACAGCCUCCUUUACAACUCAUCUACUUCAUCCAUAAAACAAGUUCGUCCUAAAGGUUCAUCAGAUCUGGGAACACAACAGGCAUUUCUUUGUCAGCCAUAAGCUAGAGGUUAGAUGCAAUCAGGGUCGGUUUCUGUGAAAACUUCUUAUCCCAUUGAAUUCCUAUGUUGAUAAGAAGUUGUAAGUAAUGCCAAAGAAUAGAUUUUUUGGCAAAAUAAAUACAGGACUGGUAAUCGCCUUUAGAUGAGAAGGAGUUAUUGGUAUUGUAAUAUUCUGUAGUUUUUUUUUUCCACAUUUGAAUAUAUUUCUAAAUGUUUGUGAAUCAUUUCCAUAUACAGAAUGAUUUAAGAAUGUAUUGCAAGAGACAAAUGCUUUGAUUUGAAAUGGUAUAUUCAGUUUAUUUGGAAUUUAUAUAUUAUGAUUAGCAGCAUGGGAUUCAGGAUAAUUUCUGGAUAAUUGUGAAAGUUGGGUAUUUUUCCUUAGAAUUGAUAGUAAUUUUAUUCAGUUUCUUAUACAGAUUUUUUUUUUUUAAUGAUAAUGUAUGUUAUAUUUUUUUCUUUUCUUGAUUGUUUCUUGUUUUCUUUUUAUGAAAAUUAUUACAAAGAUGAAUUUAUAUCUGAUGAUUAUUAUUAUUAUCAUUUAUAUCAUUAUUACUAUUAUUAUUAUUACAUAUUCUUGUACAAAAUAAGUUUAAUUUUUCUCAGUCUUUAAUAUUAGAGAAUUUACCUCACUGCUGGAAAAAUGCCACGCUUAUAAAGCUUCCAAUAAUUUUAAUGCUGGAAGUUAGUUUCCUUGCUAGAGAACUUUCAUAUCUUUUGGAUUUGUAUAUCCUAUGUAAAUUUUGUGAUAUUCUGAAAUGAGCAAAUUUAUAGAAUGUAAGCUAAGACGAAAAAAAAAGGCUUUUUAUGAAAUUGCUUGUGAAUGUUUUACACUCAAUUCUUGAAAAAGAAAGAAUACUGUAUGACUAAUGUGAAAAGUGCAUUAUUUGUAUAGAUGGCUAUUUGACAGGGUUUGUUUGACAGACCCGUGAGAAGAAUGGAGAUAUGAUUAUGUACAUGUCUUUAUAAUAUAGAUGAUCAAAAUUUUACUAAAA
Penaeus indicus is the source of this 5397-nucleotide messenger RNA. RefSeq lists its product as uncharacterized. The record is from RefSeq and is a predicted model, not a curated record. The transcript has 3 exons. Gene Ontology annotation, biological process: ubiquitin-dependent protein catabolic process; protein ubiquitination. NCBI's taxonomy places the organism in Eukaryota, Metazoa, Arthropoda, Malacostraca, Decapoda, Penaeidae. Bases 182 to 1585 code for a protein of 467 amino acids. Gene Ontology annotation, molecular function: ubiquitin protein ligase activity.